AUGGCCGCCCCGACGAAUCUGCUCGCUGGCAAGACUGCCAUCAUCACAGGCGGCACCACCGGUAUCGGGAAAGCCAUUGCUCUCGAGUACAUCAAGCAGGGGGCCAACGUCGUCGUGAACCACCUGGGCCUUGACAAGGACCAACCCCACCUCGAUGCUCUUAUCGCCGACGCUGUGGCCGCGAAGCAAGCGAAUCCCAACGCCGGCCGUUUGGCCGACCAGAUUGGUGACGUUCGCGAGCCUGAGACUGCUGCCAAGCUGGUUGCGCGCGCCGUCGAGCACUCGGGCAAUGGACGUCUGGAUAUCUGUGUUUCCAACGCCGGCAUCUGCACAUUUGCCGAGUUCCUCGAGCUGACCCCGGACCUCUUCACCAAGACGGUUCGCACCAACCUUGACGGCGCCUUCUACGUCGUCCAGGCCGCUGCUCGCCAGAUGAGCCAGCAGUCGCCAGCGGGCGGUAGCAUUAUCGGAAUCUCGUCCAUUUCCGCCCUGGUCGGCGGUGGUCAGCAAACCCAUUACACUCCCACCAAGGCUGGUGUCCUCAGUCUGAUGCAGAGCACCGCCGUCGCCCUGGGCAAGUACAAGAUCCGCUGCAAUGCGCUGCUUCCCGGAACCAUUAAGACACAGCUCAACGAGGAGGACCUAGCGGAUGAUGCAAAGCGUGCCUAUACGGAGGGCCGCAUUCCUCUUGGCCGUACUGGUGUGCCGUCCGACCUCGCCGGACCCGCUGUCUUCCUUGCCUGCGAGUACCUUAGUGGUUACGUGACAGGCGCGCAACUGUUGGUCGACGGUGGCCUCUUCGUCAACCUCCAAUAA
Colletotrichum higginsianum IMI 349063 is the source of this 816-nucleotide messenger RNA. RefSeq names its product Short-chain dehydrogenase. Bases 1 to 816 code for a protein of 271 amino acids. NCBI's taxonomy places the organism in Eukaryota, Fungi, Ascomycota, Sordariomycetes, Glomerellales, Glomerellaceae. Gene Ontology annotation, molecular function: oxidoreductase activity, acting on the CH-OH group of donors, NAD or NADP as acceptor. The transcript has a single exon. The record is from RefSeq and is a predicted model, not a curated record.